AAUUUCCAUGUCUAUGUUUUCCGUGUUCUUUGGCAUUAUUGAACGUAUGAAUUUUCGUCCUGUAUACUCUUAAUAUUUUCUACUACAGUUUCAUUUUAUUAACUUAUAUACGAAAUUAAAUUCGCUGUUAUUAUGGCUAAUCGAACCUCUGCAAGACGAAUUCCAGAAAAUGAUUCUGUCAUAACCUAUGUUCAAACAGAUGGAUUGGCGGUGAUGAAAAUGGUUAAACAUUGUCACGAAGAAUCUCUAGGUGGCUUAGAUGUUGCUCAAGGUGCAUUACUGGGUUUGGUUGUAGAUUCCAGGCUGGAGAUAACCAAUUGUUUUCCUUUUCCCAAGCAGCAUGAUGAACAAAUGGAUGAAGAGGAAUAUCAAUUAGCUAUGAUGAGACGUCUACGUCGAGUAAAUGUUGAUCAUUUUCAUGUUGGAUGGUAUCAGAGUGCUGAUGUUGGAAAUUUUCUCUCAUUGCCUUUAUUAGAGUCGCAAUAUCAUUAUCAAACCAGUAUUGAAGAAAGUGUGGUAGUCAUCUAUGACACUCAAAAGUCUGCUAGAGGCUUCUUGACUUUAAAAGCUUAUAGACUUACCCCACAGGCUAUUGCAAUGUACAAAGAAGGCGAAUUCACCCCUGAUGCUCUUCGCAAUUUGAAAAUUGGCUAUGAAAGCCUAUUUAGUGAAGUUCCCAUUGUGAUAAAAAAUUCACCAUUAACAAAUAUCAUGAUGUCUGAACUGGCAGAAAUGGUUCCAGAAGAGCAAGCAACAAAAUUUUUGGAUUUAGGCACGGCUUCUGUUUUAGAAGGGCAGCUGCGUUGCUUAAUGGAUCGUGUUGAUGAAUUGAAUCAGGAAGCAAUCAAAUUCAAUCGAUUCCAACAACUAGUUGUUCGUCAGCAACAAGAUAAACAUAGGUACACUCAAAAACGAAUGCAAGAAAAUGCAGCACGUAUUGCAAAAGGUGAACCACCAUUGCCAGAUGAGGACAUUAAUAAAAUAUUCCGUCCCCACCCUGUGCCACCAAGGCUAAAUCCAAUGAUUGUGUCAGGUCAAAUAAACACAUAUACACAACAUAUAUCCCAGUUUUGCUCCCAGAGUUUAGCUAAGCUUUACAUUACACAAGCUCUUCAAAGUGCAAAGGAAAACACUCUUCAGAGUUCUCAAAGGGAGUAAAUGUACCUUGAGUUUAUUGCUUAAUAAAUUUAUAUGUGAAUGUAUAAAAUUGAUUUACUUUAAAAUUUUCUU
Molecule: messenger RNA, 1230 nt
Organism: Ctenocephalides felis (cat flea)
Lineage: Eukaryota; Metazoa; Arthropoda; Insecta; Siphonaptera; Pulicidae
Gene: eIF3h
Product: eukaryotic translation initiation factor 3 subunit H
Exons: 5
Coding region: 133-1158 (341 amino acids)
Cellular component (GO): cytoplasm; eukaryotic translation initiation factor 3 complex; eukaryotic 43S preinitiation complex
Molecular function (GO): translation initiation factor activity; protein binding; metallopeptidase activity
Source: RefSeq, a predicted model, not a curated record